Molecule: messenger RNA, 7506 nt
Organism: Cylas formicarius (sweet potato weevil)
Lineage: Eukaryota; Metazoa; Arthropoda; Insecta; Coleoptera; Brentidae
Product: monocarboxylate transporter 9
Exons: 9
Coding region: 899-2632 (577 amino acids)
Biological process (GO): transmembrane transport; monocarboxylic acid transport
Molecular function (GO): monocarboxylic acid transmembrane transporter activity
Source: RefSeq, a predicted model, not a curated record
CAGUGCUCGUAUUUUUCAGACUGUAUGUUUUAAAAUGUUGUUUACUUUGCAAGGUUAACAGACAAGUAUAAUUUAUAAUUUGAAAUAUGUAUAGAUAGAUAAAACGAUCUUAUUUACUUUUACAUGAUGCCCAUGGUUUUAUUGAACACUUUGUAUAUUUAAGGAGCUAAACUGUUUUUAUUGGAUUUAUAAGAUUACAAAUCGGUGAAAUACGCUCGACCUUGAUUUGAACGUCAAACUGGUUUAUUGCAGAGAAAUCUGGGACAUCCUACACAUAUGGAGUGCCAUUAGAUCAUCGUAUAAAAUUUUUAUCUUCUUUAUUUGUUUCGAUUUAGAGACAGAGGACGUAAAAUUGAUGCCAGAAAUUAAUACAUAUACACAAAUUAUACAUAAAUAAAUCAAAUGCUCAAUGUAACAUCCAUAAUAAAUGUUGUGAAAUCUAUUAAAAUGUGGACAAUACAUCGGUCCUUCCGUAACUUGAACUUGAAGUUCUCUUGAGGUCUACGGACGGUAUUAGUGGCUUAAAUUUCAAUUCAUAAGCCCCGCAUAAUCGGAAUUGAAAACUAAUAAAUCCAGCUGACGCGACGUGUUUGUUGACAUUUGUCGUUUAUCGCUACCUACCAAUAGUAUUUUGCUAUGUUGUCGCACAUUGCAAAUGGGAAAUCAGUAACGGCAAACAAUUCUUACGGACAACAACUUUUCGGCACUACUGAAGAUAAUCUCGUCGCGCGCAACGGCUAUAGUUUUGCUUCGCUUGGUUGCUGUUGAAAUAUUGUUACCAUAUCUUCAAUAAUGUAUAAUUUUCAAGCUAUGUCUAAGUUGUGAUAAUUGAUUUUUCUACCAAUAAAUACGAUUUCGGCUCUAAGACUAUUUUUUAAAUUCAUGAUUUAAUCGCACCAUGUUUGUGGAAGGAAAUAAGCUCGUACCACCAGACGGAGGAUGGGGGUGGAUUGUCGUCAUCGGUGUUAGUGCCGUUAACCUAUGUACCAGAUCAAUAGAACAAUCCUUUGGCCUUUUGUUUGGGGACUUACUGCACGACUUGGGGGUCGAAACAACCGGUGCCGCGGUCAUCAUGAGUACCUUAGACGCCCUUAUUAAUUUUUCCGGAUUAUUUGUUGGACCUCUGAUUCGAACGUUCUCGUACAGGAAGGUUUCGAUAAUCGGAUCUAUACUGGUAGCGGCGGGUUUGACACUUACAAGCCCCGCGAACAGUAUGGCGCACAUUCUAGCAACCUACAGUAUUAUAAAUGGUCUGGGAGUUGGGCUGACCGCCUCGGCUACCUUCGUGGCGCUCAACAACUAUUUCGUGAAACGCAGAGGUCAAGCUAUAGGUCUGUCCUUAGCUGGUACUGCUUUCGGUAUGAUGUUAAUGCCGCAAGCCGUAAGACUUCUGCUGGACAGUUAUGGAUUCCGGGGUGCCAUCUUGAUAUUAGGGGGGGUCGCUCUGAACUCCUUGGUCGGUUCUACACUACUCCAACCGGCCGAAUGGCAUUUCGUGCCCGACACAAAAGACGAAGAGGAGGGCGGCUUUCAUCAGAGAAUUCAUUUCUUCUUUGCAUCCAAUGAGGAGAUGGAAACCAUUAAGGAAACUGAAGACGAAGAUACGGAACAGGAAGUAAAUAGUUUGAUCUCCAACAACAUCGCCGUCAAAACCUUCGAGGAACUCAAGGCUACAGCGUUGCCCAGGAAAUCCACGUUUCCUCGGAAUUUCUCCUCUUUGAGCUUUUUUGCGGCGCCCAAAAAGCGGCGUGUUUCCAAAGAAUCCAUUUUGUCCAGUUACUCCCAUUUGGAUUUCACAGGGUCGAGCAUUCACCUCCAUCUACAGAGUACCGACAGAGACCGAGAAGAAUAUUCGUCAGCUCGUCAGUUGCGACGCAACAUGAGCUAUCCUGGAGUUCAGUUCUCAACGCCACAUAAAAUCGUGAGAGAUGUCAAGAGAGGUCCCGCGCCUAUCAGAAAAGAACCAGAAAAAACCGCCUGGCAAAAAGUGGUCGAGUUCAUGGACUUUGAUCUGCUCAAGGAUCCGGUGUAUCUAAAUUUGGUAUUCGGACUGUCCAUUUUCUACGUGGCGGAGCAGAACUUCAAGAUGGUUACGCCGUUCUUCUUCAAGAGCGUCGGCUACGAACCCCACGACGUAGCCCUGUUCCUCUCGGUUCAAGCUUUCACCGACAUUCUAGCUAGAUUAAUACUGCCACCUAUCUGUGAUCGGUUAACUAUAUCAAAAAGGACGCUUUUCAUGUCCGGAAUUUUCGUUUUGGGUAUCUGCAGAUCCGUAUUGGCGCAACAAACUGAGUACACGAUGAUCAUGAUUUGGCUGGUUAUAGCGGGAUUCGCUAGAGGGGCCGCCCUGAUCAAUUUUGCUAUUACUAUAUCGGAGUAUUCGUCUCUGGAAAAACUACCCGCCGCAUUCGGGCUACACAAUGUAGGAAAAGGCCUGUUCGUUGUCACCUUGGGGCCGGUCUUAGGUAAGAUUAGAGACGCCACGCAAAGUUAUCCGAUCUGCCUGCAUUCCCAGACGUUUCUGAUAAUGUUGUGCUGUUUGGCGUGGUCCAUAGAAUUUUGCGUCAGACAUUUUAGGAAUCGCACCGCUCAGUCUGAGAAAUCGGAUACAGACACAACGGCGACGACAUGAUUAACGUGCUUUUGCGGUUCGCCAAUUAGUCGAAUUUACAAGUCAAAGUUUGAAUAUAUUAAGAGGAUUAGGUAUGUCACGAGGUUACAGUUGGGAACUUGCCGCUGCGUUUGAUUAAUAAAUGUAGAUUUUUCAUUUCUUUGAUGGUAAUAUUAAUUGACGGCUCUAGCUAACUAAUCGAUACAAUACAAUGUUGGCCAUGAGGUUGUGGUGGAAUUUGUUUCUAUUGUAUUGCCUCUGAUUAUUCCACUGACCUACUAAUAAUGAGGGUAAUUACUGAGUUGUGACGCAAAUGCUGGUUUUCAAAUAAUGAGACGUCAAAAUAACACCAAUAUAACUUUUAAUUAAUCUCUGAAAAAGCAAAGCAACAAACGUGCGGUAUAUAUCCAGAUAAGAUAUUGCCUAAUUUUUCAUUUGUCGGCAAAAUUCUUUUGUCUUAGAUCUUAGGGUGGAAAAGCAAUAACCACUAGGAUCCAACUGAUUAACUUUUAUUAUAUUUAUUCUUUGCUAUAUGGCAUUAAAAGUUUGAGCUUCAUGAAUAUAUCUGAUAAACAAAAUGCUGUCUUGGCAACGUUUUUUUAAGAUUUUUGGAUGGUUAGUCUAUAUAUAGUAUGGAGAUUCCAUUCGAACUUCUUAAAUUAAAAUUUCUUAGAUUGUCAAACCAGGCUUUUUAAAUUUGUUUAUCCAUUUCACUGUAACAAUAAAAGCAUGAAAAGAUUUUACUACAACUUCACAGCGUGGAGAACGAGAAACAAAUUUCAAAUUUUCCAUUCCACGGUACUGAAACAAAAUCAAUUUGAGUUCUAAAAUAAUAUAAACUCUUUGGACUAUUUCAUCAACUCUAUGUUUGUAAACAGUACUCACAUGACGUACUUUCAACAUGACUCGCUAGAGGCUUCAUAAAUCUCAAGGUCGAUGGCGCUCGAGUCAUAUAAAUUCAAAUAUUCGUUAAAUUUUAAAGAUGAAAGUUAUUGAAUCGGAAUUCAUUAACCUAAAGAGUGUCAAUUUUUUUUAGUUAUAUUGGUUUCCGCUAGCUUUCUCGUGGUUGUAUUUUAACUAGGUCUAGAAUUCUAACGCUCCAGGAACUCAUUUUAAAGUGCGUCACAAACCGUUGCCUCAAAUGGCGAAUUCGUAGAAAUCGGUCUUCAAGAUGUCCUGCAACCCUUCCACGACCUUGACUUUGCUACGUUGCCACCAGUUUGUCCAAACCUACUUAAGACUCUGGAGAUGGUUCGUUGAUUUUAAAUUGUUCUGCAAACUGAACUUGGUUAUACCCUCUCAUUUAGGGCUUGUUUGAGCCCAAACACAGAUAUAGUUUUAUAUCUUCCCGACGGUUUCGAGGUGGUUAAGUAAUACAUCAUUUUCAAGCUUUUCCAAGUGGCUUUCCAAUGGUCUAAUUCAAUAUCUGGGAUAACUUCUGAUUUUUUUGAUAUUGCAAAAUAAAUAUAACGAACUUAAAAAUUUCAUAAUUGGGUGUAGUUUUAUAUAUUCCCGACGAUUUCAAGGUGGUUGAAUAAUAUAUCGUUUUGAAGCUCUCCUAAGCGGCUCUGAUUGAAUCUCUGGAACAAUAUCAGAUUUUGCGAAAUAGUGAUUAAAUUGUUUUUUGGGAUGAUACAAGCUGAAAAGGUGUUAUUUUCUGUAUAGCAACAUUAUAUAUGGUUUUUGGGAAUUUUCUUACAAUAUUUUCGUGCUUACUUACCCAGGUAAGUAAAGAACUGGUCCAGUGUAAUAUUUGCAAAUCCGAAUACAUAGUCAAAUCUAACUAUAUAUAUAGUCACAGAUCAGUGGUUAUUUUCAUACGCUUGCCAUGAACGAUUCAUCAUUCAUAUUAACAAACCUUUUUUUGUGAAUUUUAUUAUUUCAGAAAAUGUUUGACGGCAAUUUGCUGCAAAUUUCAUGAAAUUAUAUUCACCAUGUUCGUAGCAAUUUCCUACGCUUACAGGAUAUUCAUUGUGUCUUGAAUUUUUCCGUUUCAGAUCUAAUGUUAGUGAUGAAACCAAAGUAUAGAUUAGAUAGGUGAAUAGGUACGACGAAAACUGUUUUGAUCUGGGUGAAUAUAAGCUGACUUGAAUCAAAUAUCGCUUUGUUUUACUAGGUAAAUUGUAACUUCGCGAAUAUAAAGUUUUUUAAUGAACUGAAACUUUCAUAUUCCCAAUUUUUAGAUCUACAUAUUAUAUAUCAUUGGAUGUUUGAAUGCGGGCGCAUUUUCGAACCACUUUCGAAGUCAUUUGCUUGUAAUCCAAAAUGCUUCAAUUAAAAACUCAGCACGAAAUACAUGGAAAAUGGACUUCAUCCAUAUUUAAUAUAUUCUUAGUAUGUCAUAGUAUUAAUUAUGUCUUAAUUUUGUUUAAGUUAUUUCUAUUAAGUUUUUAUGUUUAGUAUCUGAGACAUUGACUAUCAAAAAAGGAAAAGGGCGUUUUAUAGGUACACUGUCACCUAAAUUACUUGCAAUCAAAAAGUUGAUCGGUAACCAGUAGAGGGAGGGGUGGUAUCAUACUUUCGAACACACUAUAAUAUAGAAAAAAAGGUAGCAGCAAGGGGCAGAAUUCAGUGAUGUGACAAUGACAAUUUUUUCAGGCAAACCGUUUUCGAGAUAUAGCCCAAACAUGGUAUUUUUGGGUGCCAAAAAAAUUCGCAUUUUUUUCCUUUAAUACGAUGCACUUGUGACGUAAAAAUUAUAACCAUUUUUUAUUUGAUAAACUUAAUAAUAUAUACACUUAAGGAUACUAUUAAAUUAUUUCUACACAAAAGUACAAAAAUGACAUAAAUUAUAAAAAAUGAAAACUGAAAAAGUACAGUAAAUAUUCCGUAGUCUACUGUUGCUAUCGAAAAUCUUUAUAUACUAGGUGCAAUCAAAAGAGUAUAUUUUCGAAUAUUCGUUGGGUACUAUUAAACGUAAAAACAUACAAAAAAUAUUAAUUUUCAACUAUUAUAGAUGAUGCAAAUAGAUACUGACACGGACAUCACCAUUUUAUAUUGUUUUUUCAAUAAAUGGGCAAAAUUUAAUAAUAAAUUUGUUAGACUUUAAGGUUGAGUCCAUAUUUUUAUUUUUACUGCGAGCUGCGUCAAAAACAAAAACAAAAGCAUUUGGCCAGUACAAUUCUACGAAAAACUAUCUAUAUUAUUAGUUUUAAUAUAAUAUAAUAAUGUUGGAAACUUCCUACUUUGUCAGAUAUUUAUAAAAAUGUUAUAGCUAAAAAUAAUCUUCCCAGUUGGAAUAAAUUAACAUUUGAUAGUACCUAGUAUAAUAGAAACUUGUUUUGAAGAAAUUGUAAAAAAACAAAAAAGUGUUUUAUUUUUAAAUCUUUUUUUUACCCAAACGUAGCGAAAAAAAAAACAAAUUUUUAAGGUAAAGCGUAACGGUUAUGUUUUUUUAACACACACAAUUCCUACAGACACUUAUAUAAAAGCCAAUACUUACAGACGAUAUCGGUAAAAACUAAAAACGAACGCAUUGUACUUAGAUCAUCUAGAGUAGUUGAAGACGGACAUUUCUCGAUAUUUCUUCAAAAAAAUGUUCGUUUUGACUGCGUCUCGUAUAGAAAUAAAGUAAUUUCCUGACUGUAAAAUUCAUUACUAUUUAAAAUACACAAUAAAACGUCUUGUUAGAACGCAAAUACAAAAUCUCUCAUUUCAUUUCAUGUUCAUUCUAAAAUGUAUGUCUGAGCUACAGGAACUGUCUACAAAAGUUCCGCUCUCUGGUUAAUUGAAACACGAAACUGUUAAGAAUUCUUCAAGGAUAGGGUCAGAACCUCCACAAAAUCUGCUUUCUGGUUUGCGUGGAAUCGGAAAAUGAAAUGAUUCCCAGGGUUUGCCGUUAAAAUCAAGCAAGAUGCUGCCAAGUUUAUAAGUUGCAACACACUGAAUAUUACAAAGCGAGGAAUUCAUAUACCAAUAGCUCGUUAACAAUGUAUAAGGCUAGGUUAUUGAAUAUUUACUAUACUUUUCUAACACAAAAUCAUUUGCACUUAUGUCAAUUUGUUUAAUAUCUCAGAAAGCACACAUAUAAACUUAAUACAAAUCGGACUUUUCUUUUGAAAAUAACUAGAACUAUAACAUAGUCAUGUUUUUCCUGCGGGGCUUUUAGCAUUUAUAUUCGAUAAUCUUCUAAUACCAGACUUUACAGUUGUGAUUGUCGCUGUCAAUGUUUAUAAUACAGUUUGUAUAUUUUGUAACUGUUUAAGUGUUUCUCUCCUUUGGAUUCAACGAGAUAAUUAAAAUAAGUUUAAAUUAAUUGUAAACUGCCUAUAUGUCUUUUCUGAGAAUAAAAAAUACUAAAACCAACAGACGAGAAAAUAAUAGGCCCAUAAAAAUUUCGCUUUUAUUUAGCACUUAAGGAACACAAAAACGCUAAUCAAGUUUAAUUGUUAUAGAUAAUCGUAUUUUUGUAUUUGAUUGUGUGAUAUAAGUCAAUAUAAGACUGAACCGUGAGAUACAGUAUUUUUAAUCGAAACUUUCGUUUCAAAUCGAUAAUUUUUCGAAGUUGGAAGUGUGAGACGCUCAAAAUUACCUCGGCCCAUGACCUAAACUGUUGAAGCGCACUUAUAUCGGUUCAAUUUUGACGUGUGCCGAGAUAUUUUUGGUCUUCCGUUUGCACCUUCCGCGGUAUCCGAUAGUGAAAUUACGCUGUGGCUAAGAAAAUGUGAGUAGGUAGUUUGACGGGCAAAAGGGCUAUCGUAACGUAGUUGGACGCAUGGUAACCCUUUUGGAGUAUUGGUUUUCGCAUUAUUCGUGUGCGUUUUCAUUUUAGAAUCUUGUUUGUUGGAAAAGGCAUCUAUUAAAUAUUGUAAUUAUGGUAAAUGUAUUAUAAUCUUGUAAAUACACCGGUAUUAUAGUCUGUAAAAGAUUUAUAUAUAUGUAAAUGUAUAAAAAUA